CUCUUUCUUUUUGGACAUUAUAACACACAUGACCUCUAAAACCAGAAAAACAACCUUUGGUCCUCGUACUUAGCUCAGAGGUAACGUGCAUGAUUUGAGAAGGCUGGCCCCCUGGUUCAAAUCCUGUCCGUUCCUUGGUCUUCUCCCGUCUCUUCCCCUCUUCUCCUGUCUUCUCCUGUGGUAUCGUAUGGUAUCGUAUGGUGGCGUGACAGGGGGAACUUCGAUUUUCAUGCAUCUAACUUUGAGUCUAAGUACGAGAGACCUUAUGCAUUUUUUGAUAAUGAUUUCUUUUAAUUAUUCGAUAUGAGUUUAUUCUUUUGUGCGGUAUAUAAGGAGAGUUUAAAUAGCAUUACAUUUAAUAAUGGACGAGUCAUUUGACGAGUGUGGUUAUAAGUUUAUUGGAAGUCCUUCUUUAUACAUGUAUUAUCAUUACAGUAUUGAUAAUAUUAGAAAUGCUUAUCCUAACCAAUUAAUUUAUCUCAGUGCAUCUGAACGUCUGGAAACUUUUUGUAAUUGGCCAAGACCAGAAAUUAAUGUUGUUAAGCUAUCUGAAGCUGGUUUUUUCUACCAUGGUAGAGGAGAUAAAGUGAUAUGUUUCCAUUGUAAUGUAUGCAUUCAUGAUUGGCAACUUGAUGAUGAUCCAUUGGUUGAACAUGCUAGAUAUAGCCCACGUUGUCAUUUCAUUUAUGUUAAAUGUGGAAUGGAGUUCAUAUUCAAAUCAGUUAUAGCUAAAAGGAAACCACAAGUACCAAAGGCAGUGGUGCCUAAGGAUGAUCGUUAUAAAUGUAAAGUUUGUAAAGAAAAGGAAAUUGAAUGUAUUUUAAAUCCUUGUGAACAUGCUGUGUCAUGUACUGAUUGUAUUCUUGAUAAAAUGAAUUGUCCAAUUUGCCAAACCCAUAUAAAGAAGGUAAUGAGAUUGUCAUUGAUUGAUUGAAGUAAUAAACUUUGUUUUGAAAGAUUCACUCUUAAUGAUACUAACAAUUUCGUGACUAAGAUUAUUGAAGAUAACUUCGGUAUGGGAAUUAGCCUCAGGGCUUUCCAAUGAUUGUAGAAACCUCUUAAACUUGUUUAAACUUGUUUCUAAACGAAAGGUUGGACCAUCAAUAUAAUCCCCUGGGGGUCCAGUUAGCAUCCAAGAGGUAAUGAUUAUCUUAGACUUACCAUCAAUCUUUUGACAGGUAAUUAUAUGUUGAUGGUUUUUACCAGUUUCAAUGUAUUUGAAAGGUACUUUAUAGCUUGAGGCCAUUGUAUAGAUUUACUUUAGGUAAUUACUUUUUGGAAAGAAGAUUAUUUUCAGAAAUUCUUUUUAUUAAGAUCAAGGUUUACAGAUUACUGAUUUCAGUUAUCAUCAUUAUUGAAAAGAUCAGGAUUACGAGACCAAAAUUCAUGUUCAGAAGGAAUUAAUUGGAUAUUUUCCCAAAAGGAGAGAUAUCGUUCCAACUGAUAUCGAGUUAAUGGUAACAACAUCAUCAUGGGAUAUCUAUCAAUUACAUUGAAAACUCUUAUGAAAAAACUAAUUGAUGUUUGUCCAUAAUUGAAUCUCUGAAUGGCGAUACUCAUCCACUCAUCUCGUCUUGUCUCUCCGUACAACCUUCUAUGGAGAGUCAAACAGUAACCGAUAAAAUACAUGUUAUGUACUCCUCGUUUAUCAAUAACUGCUUGAUUUAUCCUCAAUCUAUCAAUUGUUUCUUCAGCUUCUAAACUUGUUGUUGGUCGAGGAAGAGAGUUGAUAUCCAAAAGAUCGUCUCGUGUUUGAAUUCUACCUCUAUAUCUGUUAAGAAAUGAAG
This is a messenger RNA of Panonychus citri (citrus red mite), 1787 nucleotides long. RefSeq names its product baculoviral IAP repeat-containing protein 7-B-like. The transcript has a single exon. NCBI's taxonomy places the organism in Eukaryota, Metazoa, Arthropoda, Arachnida, Trombidiformes, Tetranychidae. Bases 362 to 934 code for a protein of 190 amino acids. The record is from RefSeq and is a predicted model, not a curated record.